UGCCCAGUCGAACACAUGGAGAGAUGGUCGGGGCUGCCUAUAGCAACAAAGGAUGGAGAGUUGUCGGCCGUAGAGGGAAAAACAAUGGCGACUAUUAUCCCACGCGUGCCGAUUCGUCUGCUCCACUCCUCUCUGUCUGUAGUUCGUCAGUUUACCUUUAAAGAAUGCACACAUUUCUACGCUCAAAAAUGUUUGAAACGAACCUUAUUUAGUGGUGACAUCCUUGGCAUCGAAAAUUUCAAGCGUUUUCGACUGUUUGAAAAAGACAACAUUGGUCAAGAGAUGGAAAACUUUGUACAGAAACUUACUUUUGCAAAAGAUGAUCCAACUGUAUCCACAACACUUAUUCCGGAUGUAAUGAAGCUUAUUUAUCUAGCCACAACAAAGAGUGAAGUAUCAUUAAUAGUAGACUUACUGCACAAGUGUUAUGGGCAGAGGGAUACAGAUGAAGAGGUUGCAGAUGGAGGUAACAAAAUAGUGCCUGGUCAAUCACAUUCCAGACAUUUCCAGUUGGGGCCUCUGUUUAUGCGUCUUUUGCAUAUCCUCAAAAAUACUGAAACAGCAUUAGCUGUUUGGCAAGAUCAGAAACUGAAGAAUGUAUUCUCCAAAACUACGUGUUGUCUGGUGCUUAUGGACCUACUUUACAAUGAAGGUCAGUAUCAGGCUGUGAUCAAAACCUUCUGCCAGAUGCAAGAAGCUAAAGUUUCACCAGUCCAGUAUCCCCCAGACUGCACAACACUGGCUUUGGCAGCCUUAUACCAGAUGAACUCAAAAGAAGCUCUUGUGGAAGCAAAGCAGUAUAUAGAACAAAGCAGAAAAGAAAGAUCUUUACUGUCAAGAAGAAGCAUGCUGUUUGCUGCGGGACUGGCUUUAAAUCAGGGUGAUCCAGUGUAUGCGCUGGACAUUGCAAACCAUCUCUGUAACGAUUCGAAUAAAGAAUCUAUUUUCAGGAAUGUCAAGGUUAUUGCCUUUGCACAACUUGGGCAGAUGAAAGAUGCUCUUGACUUAAUGGAAGGAGGACUGUGGGUUGAUGUUCCUACACAAUCACGCGUUGGCACCAUCUUCUCAAACACUGUUGAAACUGUCGCUGCAAAAGUACGCGAAAGUGGCAAUCAAGAUCUGGCACACAGAUAUAUGCACAUCCAAAAUUUACUCAAUAGAGAAGGCUUGUUAAGCCCACAGACAUUGAAUCAUUUUGUAGAAAGGCCCAUACUGAGACAAAGAAAGCAAAUAUCUCAGAGUUUUAAAAGCCGGCCAAAGUCACUUGUUCCAACUCAAAAGUAUCUCAAAACAUGAUUUGUUUUUCAUCAUGAAAAAUCUUACUUUUACUCGAUCUUUUUAAAGUGUUUGCUUCCUUAAAACUUUUUUGUUUAAUUGCAUGCUUGAAAAUAUAAUUGAAUAAAUUGUACAAAACUCAAGUUUCAUUCAUUUCCUUUUAUCCAAAAUGUUCUCAUUUUAUUUCAUUUUAACUCUUUCACAGUAUCACACCCAUCAGUCAAAUGAAUAGUGAAAAAUGCCUUUGAUCAAAUGAGUUUGCACCCUGAUAACUAAGCUGUUUGCACCCUGAUAACUAAGCUGCAAUCAGCAAGAAUUAGAAUACAGUAUGGACACAUGCCAGUAAUUCAAAGGUGGUCAGUGCCUCUCUGAAUAUUUGUUGC
Pomacea canaliculata is the source of this 1658-nucleotide messenger RNA. Its product is annotated as pentatricopeptide repeat-containing protein 2, mitochondrial-like. The transcript has 10 exons. Lineage: Eukaryota; Metazoa; Mollusca; Gastropoda; Architaenioglossa; Ampullariidae. Gene Ontology annotation, molecular function: RNA binding. Gene Ontology annotation, biological process: mitochondrion organization; multicellular organism development; regulation of mRNA processing. The coding region runs from base 16 to 1296 and encodes 426 amino acids. The record is from RefSeq and is a predicted model, not a curated record. Gene Ontology annotation, cellular component: mitochondrion.